AUGGAUGAAGGGAAGAAAAAAAGCAAAACUAGAAAACAUAUAACUUCUUUAGAUGAAGAGAAAUUAUUUGAUAACAUUUCAAAAGAUGAUUGUGGUAUAAUAAAAAAGUUUACAUUAGGAGUAUGUGCUAUGGAAAGCAAAGUUGAGAGUGCUCCAAUGGAAUGUAUCUUGAAGCGUUUAGCAAAGAGUGGUGAUUUUCAUAUAAUAAAAUUUAAAGAGGAUAUGAUAUUAAAUCAUGAUAUAGAUUGUUGGCCUAUUGUAGAUUGUUUAAUAGCUUUUUAUUCUACUGGUUUUCCUUUAAAGAAAGCUAUUGAAUAUGUAAAGAAAUACAAGCCUAUAACAUUAAAUAAUUUAGAAAAGCAGAUGAUAUUACGAUCAAGAUUACAAAUAUAUGAGGAAUUAAAAAAAUGGAGAGUACCUCAUGCUAAUUACGUUGUUGUAGAUCAUGAUACAGUAAAAAGAGGAGAACAUGUAUUUGAAGAAUAUUAUGAUUAUAUAGUGUAUGAUAAUAUAAGAUUAAAUAAACCAUUUAUAGAAAAACCAAUAAAUGCUGAUAAUCAUAACAAUUGGAUAUAUUAUCCAAAGAAUACAGGAGGUGGUUGUAAAAAAUUAUUUCGUAAAGUUAAGGAUAGGAGUAGUGAAUAUUGUCCAGAAAUACAUAAGGUUCGAACUAAUGGAACAUAUAUAUAUGAAGAAUUUUUAUCUACAUUUGGAACAGAUAUUAAAGUGUAUACUGUAGGUCAAAUGUUUGCACAUGCAGAAGCAAGGAAAUCUCCAGCUUUGGAUGGAAAGGUAUGUAGAACAUCUGACGGAAAGGAAGUUAGAUAUGCUGUUAUUUUAUCAGAAGCGGAAAAAAUUAUAGCUUAUAGAAUAGUUGAAGCUUUUCAACAAACUGUUUGUGGAUUUGAUAUCUUAAGAACUACUAUGGGUCCAUUUGUUUGUGAUGUUAAUGGAUGGUCCUUUGUUAAAGGUAAUAUAAAAUAUUAUAAUGAUUGUGCUCAUAUAUUAAGAGCAAUGUUUCUAGCCAAAUUAGAAGAAAAAUAUAAUAUUAUUCCAAGAGAUUUAGCUGAUAAUUGGUAUAAUAUCGAAAAUGAAGAAGAAGUAUUAAGAAAAACGUUUAGACAACCAGAUGAUUUACAUUGUUCACAUCAUGAAGAAUUAUGUUCUGUAAUUAUUGUUAUGAGACAUGGAGAUAGAAAACCAAAACAAAAAAUGAAAUUUUUUACAACUAAACCAUUAAUUCUUGAUUAUUUUAAUUCAGAAGAAAAUUUAUAUAAUGUUAUAUCAAAUAGAUAUGCUCAUGAUGAUACCAUUAAAAUAAAUAAUAAUGAAUUACAUACAACUAAUUAUAAUACACAAGAUGUUUUAAAAUAUAAUGGUAAACUUGAUCAUACCAUUAAUCAAUAUAAAAGUACUCAUAAAAAUCAUUCUAAUAGUAAGACAUUUAAUUAUAGUUCUCAAAACAAUUGCUCAAAUAAAUGUAACGGUAAUAUAAAUGAUCAUACACAAAAAGAUAUAAAAAUACCCUGUGCUCAUCAUGAACCCUUUCCUAAUAAUUCAACUAACACAAAUAAGGAAAAUAUAAAUGAAAAUAAUAAAUCAUGUGAAAAUAGCAAAUCAUGUGAAAAUAGCAAAUCGUGUGAAAAUAGCAAAUCAUGUGAAAAUAGCAAAUCGUGUGAAAAUAGCAAAUCAUGUGAAAAUAGCAAAUCAUGUGAAAAUAGCAAAUCGUGUGAAAAUAGCAAAUCAUGUGAAAAUAAUAACGAUAAUCAAAACAAUUGUACAUGUAUUGAUAAAAAUAAACCCAUUAAAGAUCUUAAUAAUCAAGAUAAAACAGAUACCUUUCUCCUAUCAGAUAACAAAACGGUGAAUGAAAAAAAUUCCUCAAAUAAUAAAAAUAUAAACACAGAUACAUGCAACACAUCUACCCAAACAGAUGAAGUCAAACAAGCCAAUUUGUAUAAAUCUUAUACCAAAAAAGAAAUCAAGUUUAAAUCACCAGAAGAGUUAGAGGACCUUUUCCUAAGAAAUAAUGUUAUAUUGAAUGAUAUAGAAAAGGAAUUUAAACUAAUAAAAGAGCAACUUUAUAAUAUCCAACAAAAAUUGGAAAAGGAUGAUAUUAAUCAAAAGCAUGGACAAAAAUUAGAUGCAACGAGUGAAAAGGAGGGUUUGACUAUGUUCACCAUGAAAGAUAAAAAUAAUGAAAAUGUGGAUGAUAAAAAGGAAAUCCCCCAUAGGAAGAAAUCGAGCCAUGAUCAUGAUGAAAAUGAUAAUAAUAAUGCAAGCGGUACAUGUAAUAAUAAUAAUAAUACAAUCGGUACAUGUAAUAAUAAUAAUAAUACAAUCGGUACAUGUAAUAAUAAUAAUAAUAUAAGCGGUACAUGUAAUAAUAAUAAUAAUAAUACAAGCAGCACUUGUAAUAAUAAUACUUGUAAUAAUAAUACUUGUAAUAAUAAUACUUGUAAUAGUUGUAGUAAUAUAAAAUUAAAUGUCCAUUGUAAGAAUAAACAUGGCGAAGAGGAAAGGUGCAACACAUGCUCAGGAAAGGAUGCACUUAAUUUAAUGACAAAAGAAGAAUUAGAAAUAAAAAGAGGAGAAUACGAAUUGAUGAUUGAAAAUCAUAAAACAUUACAAAAAAUAUUAGAAAGAGGUGAUGGUUUUACAGGUAUAAAUAGAAAGAUACAAUUAAAGCCUGUAGAUUUCAUUAUUGUAAACGAUAAAGUUAUAGUAACUAGGAUACUUGUUGUUGCUAAAUGGGGAGGUGAAUUAACAAGAAUGGGAAGAAGACAAUCUGAAAAUUUGGGUAAACGAUUUAGAGCUACUUUAUAUCCAGGUGAUUCAGAUGGUUUAUUAAGGUUACAUUCAACAUUUAGACAUGAUUUUAAAAUUUUUACAUCAGAUGAAGGUAGAUGUCAAAUAACAUCUGCUGCAUUUACAAAAGGUUUUUUAGAUUUAGAUGGAGAAUUAACACCGAUUUUAGUAGCAAUGGUUAUAAGAAAUUCUAAAGCACAUAGUUUAUUAGAUGAUAAUAAUCCAUGUUUAGAAAGAUCAGAAUGUAAAGAAUAUAUUGAUGAAAUAUUAAAUAAAAACAAUGAUAUCGAUGAAGAUUUAUUAAAAAAGUUAACACCUGGAAAAAAUGCAAGAGGAUUUAGAGAAUCAUUAAGAAAAAUUUCUAAUUUUUAUGAAUUAAUGGAUAAGGUUAGAACAACAAUAUAUGAAUUCUUAAAAAGUUUAAAUCAAGAAGUACAGAAAUGGUUAAAUUUAUUUCCAUAUGAUGAGUAUGCUUUAUAUGUUAUAGAUAUAUUACAUGAGAUACAAGUUCGAUGGAAAUCCUUAACAAAAAUGUGGUAUAAAAAAAAUAAAAAUAAAUAUGAUACUUCAAAAAUUCCAGAUAUUGUAGAUAAUGUACGUUUUGAUUUAAUACAUCAUCAUUCAUAUCUAGGUAGUGGUUUAGAUAAAGCUUUUGAAAUAUAUAAUCAAAUUGAACCACUAGCCAAUUUUAUUUCACAAGCUGAAUAUGGUAUUACACCUCAAGACAAAGUGAAGAUUGGUGUGCACAUUGUAGGAAAAUUAUUAAGAAAAUUAAUACAUGAUGUAACAUAUUAUAGAGAUGAAGAAGAAAGAAAUAAAAAAAAUAACAAAGGAAAUAAUGUUCUCAAAAAUGCUUUACAUAUUUCAUAUAUGAAUCCAUUUUAUUUUAAAAAAACAGACGAAUUACAAAAAAAGGAUAAAGACCAACAUCAAAGGGAUACAUCCAAAAAUUUUAAUAUGUGUAAAUAUGAUACGAAGCAAAAUUUUCUGGACAAUUUCCUAUUCAAAAGGGAUAACAAUGAAAUAAAUAAGAAAGUUGAAACAAAUAAUAAAAGCAAUAUAAUAAAUCAUAAUUCUCAUAUAUUAUAUAAUACAAAUGAUAAAAAGGAAAAUACAAUAAAUGAUGUUAUGCAGGAAACAACUAUACAAACUAUUCAUGAUCAAAAAAGUGAUAACAUGUAUAAAUAUGAGCAUGGAAAAAAUAAGGAGGAUAUAAUCAAACAUGUAGAUAUAAAUAUAAACGAUGGCAACAAUAUGAAUGAUGGCAACAAUAUGAAUGAUGGCAACAAUAUGAAUGAUGGCAACAAUAUAAAUGAUGGCAACAAUAUGAAUGAUGGCAACAAUAUAAAUGAUGGCAACAAUAUAAAUGAUGGCAACAAUAUAAAUGAUGGCAACAAUAAUAAUAAUAUGGAGGAGGGGGAUGAGACCAAGAAAUUGGUUAUUGAAAAAGAAGAAAAUACCUUUAAUAAUGAAAAAAAUAAACAUUUAGAUAAAUCCUAUUUAAGAUGCGCUAGUAUAUGUUCAGAAAAUUGUAAAAGAAAUUUAAUAACACAAAAUGAAUAUCCAAGAAAAGAUAAGUUAGAAAAAUGUUCUUCGUUAACGGAAAAAUAUGUACCAGAUAUAUCUACGAAUAUAAUAAAGAAUAGAAAAGAAUGUAUAUGUAAAAAUAAUUUAUAUGAUAAUGAAAAAAAAAACAAUUCAUUAUAUAGAUGUGAUGAUUUAAUAUGUAAUAUGAAAUAUUCAGAAAACGUUAAUGGAACCAAUUCAGAACCUAGUAAUUCUAAACGAGUGUUAAAUAAGGCCUUGUGUGUAGGAGGAUACAGCAAUGGCAUUAAUAACAACAAUAAUGUAAACGGUAAUCCUAAAAAUAUUAACGAUGAUAAUAAUAUAAACGAUAAUAAUAAUAAUAAUAAUAAUAAUAAUAAUAAUAAUAAUAAUAAUAACAAUAAUAAUAAUAACAAUAAUAACAAUAAUAAUAAUAACAAUAAUAAUAAUAAUUAUUGUAACAAUAAUUAUAAUAACAAUUCAACAUCGACAUUUUUAGAUACCAAUAUAGGAGAAAGUUAUAACGAACUAAAAAAUUAUAAAAGCACCGUUACCUAUAAUACUAAUGUUAAAGAUAUAUAUACCCCCAAAUUAAUCAACAAAAAAGAAGCCUUAGUUAUUAACUCCUCAGAUUUAUGGGCACACCAAAAUAAAUAUAGAAAGGAAAAUAAUGAGAAACAAAAAAUGAAAAAAAUAAAAAAUAUGAUAGAUAAUGAUUUCAAUGAAAAAAAAGAAGAUUCUAAUGAUCGAGGUGUCUCAUAUAAGUAUAGUGAAAAUUUUUUAAAAAAAGAAAGUGGUUCCUAUUUUAUGAGAACCAUAGAAGAUUCCGAUAAAAGACAUAAAACAAAAAUUGAUGAAGAGCAACUGGAUUCUACUUCUAAUGUACAUGAAAAAACAAAUGAAUUAAAAAAUAGCGGAAGUUUAGAAAAUAAAGAAAAUAAAGAAUAUACACAAAAUAAAGAAUAUAAACAAAAUAAAGAAUAUACACAAAAUAAAGAAUAUAAACAAAAUAAAGAAUAUACACAAAAUAAAGAAUAUAAUGAUGAACAUGGGAACAAUUUAAUAAAUGAUGUUAAAGGAGAUCAUAUGAAAGGUACCAAUGUGGAUGAAAAAGAUAAAGAAAAAACUAAAAAUGGAUGCAGUGAGUUAGAUACAAAUAAUAUAAAAGAAGAUACAGAUGUAAAUAUAAAUAGAAAAGAAAAUCCAAAUGAUGAAAAUGUAAAUGGUGAGGUCGAUAUUGAAGCUGAGGCUGAUGCCGAGGCUGAUAUUGAUGUGGAUGAAGAUGAAGAAGAACAUGAACAUGAUGACGAUGAAGAUAUAAUUCGAUUAAAAGAAACAGAUGCUAGAAGGUUAGGUAUAAGGUCACCUUGGAGAAUGGUAAGGUCACGAUAUUAUGUAACAUCAGCAUCUCAUAUGAUAUCAUUAUUAAAUAUUUUAAUACAUGCUAAAAAAGCAGAUAAUACUAUAAGUCAAAAUAUUAUCGAUAAUGAUUCAUUUAAAAGUGUAAGUGAUGUUACAGAUUUGCAUUACUUAUCACAUCUAGUUUUUAGAGUAUGGGAAAGAAAACAUCUCAAGAGAGAUGAUAGUAAUAGAUUCCGUAUAGAAAUAUUAUUUAGCUCAGGGGCAAAAGAUGGAUUUGGUCAAAAUUAUGAAUUGUUAGAAAAGGAUGCAAAGGCUCAACAACAAAAAUAUGAAAGGCAUUUUAAUAAAUAUUUUGAUGAUACCAAGAGGAUUAAUGUAGACAAGAAUUUAGGUGCAACAACAGGAGCGGUAAAUUCUGCUGAUACGCAAAAUGGUACCACGAAACAUCAAGGUAAUAAUACUGUGACAGAUACGCAAAAUGGUACCACGAAACGUAUGGGUAAUAAUACUGUGAUAGAUACGCAAAAUGGUACCACGAAACGUAUGGGUAAUAAUACUGUGAUAGAUACGCAAAAUGGUACUAUGAGUGAUACACAUAAUAAUACUAUCAUAGAAACAGGAAAUGUGCAGGAGAAUUACAAAAAUAUGAAUAACCAUUUGAAUAAUAAUAAUUUAGAAGAGAGUGAUACUAAUAGAAGUCAUGUCCGAGCGGAGGAAUACAUAAAUAUGACUACUAGAGAAAAUGAAAAUGUGAAGAACAAGAAUGACUCUAAUAAUAUGAAGGAUAUAAAUAGGAAUGGUACAAAAAUUGGUGAUACAUGUGAAGAAAAAUAUGAGGUGGAAAAUUUAGAAAAUAAGGAUAAGUCUAUUAUAAAUGACAAGAAUAAUAUAAAUUGUGUAAUUAAUACAAAUAAUUGUUAUAGCGUUAGAGAGGAAAAAGGAAAUUUUGUUUCAGCAGAAGGGGUAUCUAAUAAUAACAUAAUGAAUAAGAAAGAAAUUAGAAUAGAACACGAUAAGAAUAUAAGGAGUGAACAUUUUUCUAAUAGUGUUGAUGAAAUAAUAUUAAAUAAUAAUAAAAAAAAGAAUAAUAUGAAUUUGAAUAUUUUAAAUAAAGAAAUAAAAAAGAGUAGUUUACAUAGUAUUUCUAAUAGUUCUGUUAAUCCAUUUGUUUUUGAUUCUUUGAAUGUUUUUAGAAGAGACAAUGAAGUGAAAUCACCUCAUAUAAUAAAUUAUAAUAAAAGAGAAGCUUCCUAUGGUUUUGGAUGUUUGAAUGAAAAAAAAAUGGAUUCUAUUAAUAAUAAUUUAAGUAGAGCAGGUAGUUAUAUGGUUAGGUCAAUAAGUUCAAAUUUAAGAAAAAAAAGUAAACAAAAAGAUAUUUUAAAAUUAGAUUAUGACAAAAAGGAAAAAGAAGAUAUAACAAAAGAAAAUCUUUUAACAUAUGAAAAUGAAUAUAUUAAUAAUAGUUCGAAUGAAAUAAAUAGUAAAUCAUAUCGAAGUUAUUCAUGUAUUAGCGACAGAUCAUAUUAUAGAAAUAAAAAAGAAUUCGAGAUAGGAAAUGAGGAACUUAAUAGGAAAAAUAAGUUAAAUGCUUUUAAUCAUAUCAUGGAUAAUGAUAAAUUAAAGAAUCAGUUCAUAAGAAAGCAUACAUUAGAAAUUAAUCAUAUCGAUAAUAAUGAUAAUAAUAAUAAUAAGAAGAAUAAUGAGAAUAAUAAUGAGAAUAAUAAUAAUAAUAAAAAUAAUAAUGAGAAUAAUAAUGAGAAUAAUAAUAAUAAUAAUAAUAAUAAUAAUAAUAAUAAUAAUAGCAAUAAUAAUAAUAAUAAUAAUAGUAGCAAUAAUAAUAAUAAUAGUAACAAUAAUAAUAAUAAUAGUAGUAAUAAUAAAAAUAAUAAUCUUAAUAGUAAUAAUAAUAAUAAUAUUUAUCAAGACAAAAAGAAAGUUAAUUUAUUUUCGCAUGUUUAUGAACAUUUCAAUGAAAAUAAAAAAAAUGCUACUUCAAAUUUAAAAUUCUUCUAUAAAACAUAUAUGCCAGACUAUGAAAAAAUAAUAGAGAAUGAUAAAAAAGCAGAAACGUUUGAUGUACCACCUUAUUGUGAAUUGGCUCCUUUAAUUGUAUUAACAAAGAAUUGUCAACUGUCAACCUUUGAAAAUAUUCUUACCAAACUUUUAAAUAACUAUUCUAAGAAUACAAAAAAUAAGGAUAAAAAUAAAAUGGAUAAGGUUUCAAAAAAUAAAACAAAAUAA
Messenger RNA from Plasmodium reichenowi, 7956 nucleotides. RefSeq names its product acid phosphatase, putative. Bases 1 to 7956 code for a protein of 2651 amino acids. Gene Ontology annotation, molecular function: 5-diphosphoinositol pentakisphosphate 1-kinase activity; inositol hexakisphosphate kinase activity; diphosphoinositol pentakisphosphate kinase activity. Gene Ontology annotation, biological process: inositol phosphate biosynthetic process; inositol metabolic process. Lineage: Eukaryota; Apicomplexa; Aconoidasida; Haemosporida; Plasmodiidae. The record is from RefSeq and is a predicted model, not a curated record. The transcript has a single exon.